Tachyglossus aculeatus (Australian echidna) is the source of this 1224-nucleotide messenger RNA. RefSeq names its product heterogeneous nuclear ribonucleoprotein D (gene HNRNPD). Lineage: Eukaryota; Metazoa; Chordata; Mammalia; Monotremata; Tachyglossidae. The record is from RefSeq and is a predicted model, not a curated record. Bases 88 to 861 code for a protein of 257 amino acids. Gene Ontology annotation, molecular function: RNA binding. Gene Ontology annotation, biological process: regulation of gene expression. Gene Ontology annotation, cellular component: nucleoplasm. The transcript has 8 exons.
UGCUGUACCGGUUGUUAAUUCCCUAGCCAUUCAAACUCCUCCCCACGGCACUCUGAAGCAGCGACGGCACAGCGGGAAGAAUGGAAAAUGUUUAUAGGAGGCCUUAGCUGGGACACUACAAAGAAAGAUCUGAAGGACUACUUUUCCAAAUUUGGUGAAGUGGUAGACUGCACCCUGAAGUUAGAUCCUAUCACAGGGCGAUCAAGGGGCUUUGGCUUUGUACUAUUUAAAGAGGCGGAGAGUGUAGAUAAGGUCAUGGACCAGAAAGAGCAUAAAUUGAAUGGUAAAGUGAUUGAUCCCAAACGGGCCAAAGCCAUGAAAACAAAAGAACCCGUUAAAAAAAUUUUUGUUGGUGGCCUUUCUCCAGAUACACCUGAAGAAAAAAUAAGGGAGUACUUUGGAGGUUUUGGUGAGGUGGAAUCGAUAGAGCUCCCCAUGGACAACAAGACCAAUAAGAGGCGUGGAUUCUGCUUUAUUACUUUCAAGGAAGAGGAACCGGUGAAGAAAAUCAUGGAAAAGAAAUAUCACAAUGUUGGUCUCAGUAAAUGUGAAAUAAAAGUAGCCAUGUCGAAGGAGCAGUAUCAGCAGCAGCAGCAGUGGGGCUCCAGAGGCGGAUUUGCCGGCCGAGCUCGCGGAAGAGGUGGUGGCCCCAGUCAAAACUGGAACCAGGGAUAUAGUAACUAUUGGAAUCAAGGCUAUGGCAACUAUGGAUAUAACAGCCAAGGUUACGGUGGUUAUGGAGGAUAUGACUACACUGGUUACAGCAACUACUAUGGAUAUGGUGAUUAUAGCAACCAGCAGAGUGGUUAUGGGAAAGUAUCCAGGCGAGGCGGUCAUCAAAAUAGCUACAAACCGUACUAAAUUAUUCCAUUUGCAACUUAAUCCCCCCCAACAGGUGGAGAAAGCAGUAUUUUCUGAUUGGAAGAUUCAUUUGAGGGCGGCUCCUGCCCCCCCACUAAUAGCAGUUCAGACUAAAUUUUUUGUAUCAAGUCCCCGAGCGGAAGUAUGACGUUGGCCCCUCUGAAGUUUAAUUCUGAGUUCUCAUUUAAACAAAUUGCUUUCCUCGUUUUUAUUUCUUAAUUGCUAUGCUUCAGAAUCAAUUUGUGUUCCAUGCCCCCUCCCCCGGUAAUUGUAGAGCAAGUCUUGUGUUAAAAAGCCCAGUGUGACCGUGUCAUGAUGUAGUAGUGUCUUACUGGUUUUUUAAUAAAUCCUUUUGUAUAAAAC